Blepharisma stoltei is the source of this 1354-nucleotide messenger RNA. Lineage: Eukaryota; Ciliophora; Heterotrichea; Heterotrichida; Blepharismidae. The record is from the annotation of a GenBank genome assembly.
AUGGAGGACAGAGAGAUCACUACUCCUGGAGGAACUUUAGUCGCAGCUGAAGAAGUUAAGAAACUAAUUGAUGACAGAGAAAAAGCAAGACAAUAUAUUCGCUCUUGCAAAGAAACAAUGGGCAAACAGAGCGAGCAGCAUAAAAAGGAGCAAUCCGAGUUUAAACAAACAUUAGCCAACUUAGAAUCUCAACAAUACAACACUAGAUUUAACGCAGUUGCAAUAAAACUUGAAUUAGAAACCCAUAAAAUUUUUAAAAUCUUUACAAAGCGUGCCAGUUUGCUUCUGGCCCAAGCAUUCUACUUAUAUCGACAAAACGUAAGAUCACUCAAGAAAAGCAACCAAUUCUACAUUGCUGUAGAAUUAAAAUUUGGAUUAAAAAAGCUUAUAUGAAAUGUAAAAAAGCAUAGAGGUAUAGUUGGCAGAAAAUAUUGAAACAGAUGGGUCAAGCUUGUAUCUGAUGACUCAGAAAAACUUCAAAAAGAAAUUUUAAAAGUGGAAAAAGAAAAUAAAGAGUUUAAAUUUAAAAUUACGAAGAGAAAAAUGAAGGGGGAAAGUGGAUCUGUGCUAAAUGAGAUUAUGGAAGAGAAUAAACAGCUAAAAGAAAAAAUAAAAGCUUCACUCCCCCAUUUAAAUUGGAACAAAAUCAGUAAAUUUGCAUUUUUUGGUACUUUAAACCCCUUUAAACUGGAACAAAUUUGUUUUACAAUACGAAAAUUUAAACAAUAAAAAAUACUAAUUUUUUUAAAAUUAGUUUUGACCAAUUUUAAUAGGCAAAUGCAAGUAGAAUGCUAUUUAAAAAUUUUUCACAUUAAAUCUAUCAAUGUUUUUAUUAAAUUCUUAUUAAAAGUAUUAAAAUUCUUAAAAAAAAUUAAAGAAGAAAAUACUAAUUUUAUAAAAUUAAUUUCGACCUAAUUUAUAAACUUAAUUUUAACCUAAUUUUAUAGAAAAGGUGCUACAAUAAUGUUAUUUAAAUAUUUUUCACAUUGAAUCGAUUAAUUUUUUUAAUUAUUUCUUUAUAGUAAUAAAUUAAAAUUCAAAGUAUUGUAUUCAAUUUAUAUUUAAAAAUUUAAUAGAGAGAAAUUAAAAUAUAACUUUUUUUAAAAGAAGAAAUUAACCCACCUUUUAAUUGAGCAGGAUUUUUUGUUCCAAUUUAAAGGGAGAGGAGUCAGAAGAAAGUGUUGGAGUUUUUAUAAGAGAAAUGUCAUUACUUUUAGAUCAGCACGAACCUCCAGGAUUUAGAGAAGAAAUAGAAAAAUUUGCACAAAGAUCAAAGAGGCAAACUAAGCCAGUCCCAAAAGCAAGAUUACGUCAUAGCCCAGAACAUGGAGAAAGGCGAUUGCAAUUUGAUUAG